Messenger RNA from Fusarium sp. VM40, 954 nucleotides. The record is from the annotation of a GenBank genome assembly. Lineage: Eukaryota; Fungi; Ascomycota; Sordariomycetes; Hypocreales; Nectriaceae.
AUGUCUCAAGCUCUCCAAGUCGAUCCGGCUGUCAUUGUGCCUGACAAUGCGGCCCAUGAUACAGACUCUUCUCUUGGAGAUGAUAUUCAAUCAUCCACCGCAAGUGUCUCUAGUUCUAUCCUGCACUACCGCCGUGAGAAUGGCAGGACUUAUCAUGCAAUACGUUUGCCCAACGAUGAGGCCGAGAAUGAAAGACUAGACCUACAGCAUAACCUAUUCCUUCUCACUUUGAACGACGAGCUCGGUCUCGCUCCGCCAAAUGAGCCAGGGGCCAAGGCCAAGCAUGUGUUGGACGUUGGCACAGGCACUGGAAUCUGGGCUAUAGAUUAUGCUGAUGAGCACCCAGAAACCCAGGUCAUCGGGGUUGAUCUCUCACCCAUUCAGCCAGGCUUUGUGCCUCCGAAUCUCAACUUCGUAAUUGACGAUAUCGAAGACGAUUGGACGUAUAAUCAGCCCUUUGACUACAUUCACAGCCGUUUCAUGACAUCUUCCAUCGCAAAUUGGACAGAUUAUCUCACCAAGUGCUUCAAUAACCUUGCACCCGGCGGCUACAUCGAGCUCCAAGAAUGCGAUCUGAGUAUUAGAUCCGACGACGGCACACUUAGCCCGGACAACAUAAUGCUCAAAUCCCUCGCUCUUCUGAUGGAAGCAUCCAUCAAAUUCGGCCGGCCCUACCAGGACAUCCCAGCCCUUGCAGACAUCAUGGCCAGGAUCGGGUUUGUAGAUAUUGUUAUCGAGAUGUUCAAGUGGCCUAUCAAUUCAUGGCCAAAGGACAAAAAGGCAAAGUUGCUGGGAAGUUGGUGCCAUGCCAACUUCUCUAUUGGCCUUGAGGCGUUUACUAUGGCACCGCUAACUCGUGCUCAUAACUGGACGCCAGAGGAAGUCAGUUUGUUCUUGGUUGAUCAGAGGAAGGCUAUGAGUGAUAAGAACACUCAUGCCUACUGGCCGAUGUAA